Molecule: messenger RNA, 180 nt
Organism: Nestor notabilis (Kea)
Lineage: Eukaryota; Metazoa; Chordata; Aves; Psittaciformes; Psittacidae
Gene: SMCO4
Product: single-pass membrane protein with coiled-coil domains 4
Exons: 1
Coding region: 1-180 (59 amino acids)
Source: RefSeq, a predicted model, not a curated record
AUGAGGCAGCUGCGAGGAAAACCCAAAAAAGAGACCUCCAAGGAUAAAAAGGAGAGGAAACAGGCGAUGCAGGAGGCCCGGCAACAGAUCACCACCGUCGUGCUGCCCACGCUGGCGGUUGUAGUACUGCUGAUUGUUGUGUUCGUUUAUGUAGCCACUCGCCCAAACACGACAGAGUGA